Messenger RNA from Trichophyton verrucosum HKI 0517, 414 nucleotides. RefSeq lists its product as uncharacterized. The coding region runs from base 1 to 414 and encodes 137 amino acids. Lineage: Eukaryota; Fungi; Ascomycota; Eurotiomycetes; Onygenales; Arthrodermataceae. The transcript has a single exon. The record is from RefSeq and is a predicted model, not a curated record.
AUGGCUUGUCUGCUUCCACCGAGAAGCCAUCUAUGGGCGUGGCAGCUGCAUACCUGGCCGCCGCGGACUCGGAGCCAACCUUGCCUGUCAACAGUCGAGAUAUCAGCAAUUGGCCAUGCCCAGAGCCCCCGUCGAAGCACCCAUGAGGCUGCCUGCAACAGGGCAAAGACGGCGAGCAGGGCAAAACAGGGCAUGCUCACCCCAGUCGUAGCUGUUGACUCCUGUAGACACCAGUUAGCAGGCGCUUUCCCAGCAGCAGCAGCAGCAGCAACGCAGGGACGAGCUCACCACACUGGAGACGGAAGAGAGGGACCUGCAUGUCUACAGCGCAGCGAGACCGUCUCAGAGGGAUGCAAUAUCGACGAAGAAGAAGAAGUAGGGGAAGAGGAAGACGUUGAAGAAGCGCAAGUCUGA